AUGGUGUCGCUGGGCGUCCCUACUGCCAGGUUCGGCAUGCCGCCAGAUCCUGACAAGCCAGAGCCGCACUAUCCAGGCGUCUCGUCCAACAAGUUUGACGCCCUCGGGGCGCUCAAAGUCUACAGAGAGAGUCUCAAAAAAGAUGCGGAUAUUCGGGCGAAUCAGAUUCAGUUGCAAGCUGGAAGAGGACCGGUUCAUCACAGGCGCCGCCUCGAAGACUUGAUGCCCGGCUUGGCUUCGGUGGCGGAAGCGUACGAACACUUGGGAUACAGUGCUGAUCCUAUCACUCGGCGAAUGCUUCCUCCGGCACAGUUGUCUGGUCAUGCCGAAGGAUCUCGACCCGACGACCUUCAGUCUCGAAGUUCGAGACAGUCCAGGCUAUCAUCUGUUUUACGAGGGACUGGCGCGCUCGCGACACACGGCAGGACUAUGUCCGAAGGCCGGCUGCACUUCGGAAGAGUCGAGGGAGGAGUGUGCUGUCUCAGCCCGGAUGACAAAGCGCUCAUUCAAAAGGAAAAGGAGAUGAUCCUGAGAAGCUGUGGACAAAACAGAGUGUUCACAUUUAUUUGA
Messenger RNA from Symbiodinium necroappetens, 570 nucleotides. The record is from the annotation of a GenBank genome assembly. Lineage: Eukaryota; Dinophyceae; Suessiales; Symbiodiniaceae.